AUUAAUGAUCUAAACCUUCUGUGUGAUUAUAGAUGGCCCCGAAACGGCGUGGGCGGCCGAAGGGUGGCCGUAAGGACUCGGGCACACCCCCGAUCCCAACUGCCAAUCCCCCUGCCCAAGCUGCUCCUCAGGAGGGAGGGACGAGCAACCCUCAUAUGGCCACUUUCGUUCAGGAAUUUAUGGCGGAGAUGAGACGCCAAGCGUCUCCUGCCACAAGUGUGCCACCUCCAUCCCCAAUGAUUCCCACCCCGGCGGCCCUUGCUCCUAUUUCUCCUGUUCCUAUCUCUUCUGCUCCUACUGAGCCUAGCUGGAAGAUCUAUAAUAAAUUCCAGAAGAUGGUGCCUAAGAGAUUUGAUGGUACAGCGGGUUUUGAGCAAGUAGGGUCAUGGUUCACCGAGGUGGAGCGGGGAUUCCACCUACUGCAUGUUUCUGAUGACCUUAAGGUCAGUGUAGGCAGUUUUAUGCUUGCUGGGAAAGCAUUAACUUGGUGGGUGAAUUAUAUGAAGCUACACCAAGGAGAGCCUGAAUUGAGCACCUGGGAGGGUUUUAAGAAGGUGUUCAUGCAGGAGUUCAUACCCGACAGCAAAAAGCGGGAACUGCAAAGAGAAUUUGCAGAUCUGAAACAAGGAUCACGUACUGUUGAGCAGUACAAGGACGAGUUUGACCGCUAUCUGCCUUUUGUGGGUGGUCAAGUCGGGGAUGAGCAAUCUAAAGCUGAUAGAUUUUUAUGGGGCUUGAAUCCUGACAUCUACUUGGCGGUGAAUCAAUUUAAACCUGCCACUUAUAGAGAGGCAGCGGAUAGAGCCAUAGAUCAGGAGAAGGCUAUGGCUAGGGUCAAGACUCAAGAUCCGCAAAAAGUCGGGUCAUCUUUUAAGAAGAGAAAAUUUGAUGAGAGUCGUAGACCCUCGAUCUCUGUGCCGCCUAAGUUUGAUACCAGCGAGGCUUCUAGAGAGCUAAGGGUUGCUGAGACUGUGGGUCGAGCGUCAGCAGCCCAACGUACUCAAUCUGCCCCACUUGUUUGCCACACUUGUGGAAGAGUGGGCCACACUCGCGACCAGUGUCGCAUUUUUUCUGGGGCUUGCUAUAGAUGUGGCCAACAGGGACAUCGGGUUGCAACUUGCCCGCAGCCAGACCCUAGAGCUCAAAGUACUCAAACUGCAUCUCCGCAAGGUUCUACGAAUCAGGAGGUGCAGAAACAGAAUGUCGGGGUUAGGACAAGAGCCCAGCAGGCGAGAGUUCACGUGAUGACUCACCAGGAAGCUGCGGCUACUGACGUAAUCACGGGUACUGCCUGCUAAUUCUGAUUAUGCACAUGUUUUAUUUGAUUCAGGCUCAGAAGUAGUUGGUGUAGAUUGAUGGUAAUAACACUCACACUAAUAAUUGGUUUCACUUUGCUAUUCUUUAUGCUGCUAGGAUUAUUAAUCAGUUUGGACCUGAGAGUAAGGGUGUUGUGUCUUGCACUUUUGGAAUAUCUUUGGAAACACGAACUUCCAUUUGUAACAAACAUCUAGGUGUUGUUUUCAGAUUGAUUGGAGCUGGGGUUGCUGUUUUUGUAAUGUCUAAUUUAUUGGGUUUGUGUUGUUGGUAUGAGAAGAGGUUUAGGAGAAGAAAGCUUAAUAAAUCUAGUUCUAGUGU
This is a messenger RNA of Rubroshorea leprosula, 1635 nucleotides long. Lineage: Eukaryota; Viridiplantae; Streptophyta; Magnoliopsida; Malvales; Dipterocarpaceae. The record is from the annotation of a GenBank genome assembly.